Theileria equi strain WA is the source of this 836-nucleotide messenger RNA. RefSeq lists its product as hypothetical. Gene Ontology annotation, molecular function: metal ion binding. Bases 83 to 697 code for a protein of 204 amino acids. The transcript has a single exon. Lineage: Eukaryota; Apicomplexa; Aconoidasida; Piroplasmida; Theileriidae. The record is from RefSeq and is a predicted model, not a curated record.
AGAUUUAAAAUUCCCCCAAAUUUAUCAUAAUGUUCCAGGGGAUUGUAUUGUUAUAUUUUGGUUGCGUUUUUUGAUCACAAGAAUGGGAUCUGUAGUUUUAAAUGAUGAGGAGCUUAGGUGCUUCCGCACCAAAAUGUGUAAUAAUCUUUUAAAUGGAAAAUGUCACUUUAAGGAAUCUAGGUGUAUAUUCAGCCACAAUUCUAUUUGCACAAGAAGGUGCCCAAUCUACCUUUCCGAUACGACGUUCAUUAGGUACAUUCCCCUUUUCUGCUCACAUGUUGUUCUAGGACAGAAUUAUAAGACCAUUAAGUCAAACUGUCCUUUUGGAAACGAAUGUAUCUAUUCGCACUCUUUGGAUGAGAUAUUGUAUCAUCCACAGUUUUAUAAGACCAUCACUUGUGAACACUAUGUCAAAGGUGGCUGCAAGCAUACGUUUUGCCCAUUUGUGCACUCUGAUUUGGAAAGAAGACCAGUGGAUCAUUACAAGCUCCCAUUUACCAACAACAUUUACAUUCCCCCGAACAAAUUUAUAACAGUUGUGGACACUAUAACUCAAUCGAAAAAUAUGGGCAAGAAGAGAUUGGAUACAGAUGGAACAUCACCUACCCGCUCUAACACCGGUACACCUGCAAUAUCUCCACCCCUGUCUUGUGAUUUAAACAACUCUGGGUCUACAAGCGACUACGGAUCUCAGUGAUCAGAUGUGGAUAUUCGUUUUGGAAAUGCUAAAGGGGUUGGUAUCUAAAUUUUUAAUUUAGAAUUUCCCUUGUAAAUUAUUGCAGAAUAGGGUGUGCUCUGCUAGUUAUAUAUUCUGCGGUGCAGAUCAUUUUUAGACA